Messenger RNA from Dichotomopilus funicola, 3282 nucleotides. RefSeq names its product Endonuclease/exonuclease/phosphatase. Gene Ontology annotation, biological process: phosphatidylinositol dephosphorylation. The record is from RefSeq and is a predicted model, not a curated record. The transcript has a single exon. Lineage: Eukaryota; Fungi; Ascomycota; Sordariomycetes; Sordariales; Chaetomiaceae. The coding region runs from base 1 to 3282 and encodes 1093 amino acids. Gene Ontology annotation, molecular function: phosphatidylinositol-4,5-bisphosphate 5-phosphatase activity.
AUGGAACCCCCCGAUCCCCCGGAGCCCGAGAGCCCGACCUCGACCAACCCAUAUUCCUUGUCCAGGGCCGUUCACGCUCGUCGCUCCGAAUACGUUCGACCGCACCGCAUCCGCAUAAAAGUCGGUACAUGGAAUGUGGCAGCAUGUCCGGGUACGGACAAAGACCUUGCGCAAUGGUUUAUCGAUGGCGAAGGGUUGGAUCCUGCACUGGGUUCGUCGGCGGACCCGGCCAAGGGAGGGUGGGGCAGUGGCGAUGAUGGUCACGAUGCAACGGGUGGCGCAGAAAACCCUAUACAAUUGACGGAUGGCGAUAAGAUUGGCCUCUAUGUACUGGGCCUCCAAGAGGUUAACAUCCUCACGGCACCGGGCCAGUACAUGGGGUGGAUCUACUCCGACGAUUCGACAUUGACAAGGUGGAAGACAGCGUUGGAGGCAGGGCUUCCAGCAGGCUACGAGUUUGUGUCGGCUCAACAGUUGGCCGGGAUGCUCUUGUUGGCGUAUGCCGCACCCGAGAUUGCCCCAACGAUCAGCAACGUCAACUCGACCUACGUUGGCACCGGCGCGCUUGGGAUAGGAAACAAGGGCGCGGUGUGCACUCGGGUCGUGCUGGGAGAGACAACACAGCUGUUGUUUGUGAAUUGCCACUUGGCUAGCGGCGUCGAAGACUAUUACCUGGGCCGUCGGAUAGCGCAUGCGCAGCAGAUCAUAGCGCAGGCCAGCUUUGAACCGAUUGUGGUCUCGGGGGUGUCGGAAGAUGAGAAGAGUAAGAUUGGUGAUGAAGACGUGGCAUUCUGGUUUGGUGAUUUGAACUUUCGGUUGGAGAACCUUCCUGGGGACGACAUUCGGCGGCUCUUGAUGCUCCACACACAGGGCGAGUAUGAUUUGUCGAAAAAGAUGCUCCGACGCGAGAGCUCUCUCGAAGGCGAGCCGGUUGUAGUACAUCGGUUGUCGGAUAGCAGCGAUGAAACUUCGGAUCCAGAUGCUAAGAGACGGCCGCCAAAACAACCGGAGGACGAAAUACCCAAUUCCAAGGGAGAGGACGAUGUCGAUUCCCUUGACCUCCCGGAUCCGGACGAGUUCCUCGAGGACCCGCACCAGGAUCCUGCCUCACUCCAAGCUACACUUGACUCCCUUUUACCACACGACCAACUUGGCCGGCUCAGGAAACAAGGUCAGAUCUUCCACGAGGGAUGGCAAGAAGGGCCCAUUACGUUUCUUCCAACAUACAAGUAUGAUGUUGGGACGGUUACACUCUUUGAUUCGAGCGAGAAGCAGCGGGCCCCGAGUUGGUGCGAUCGGGUGUUGUAUCGCACACGCAGGGACCGAGAGGCGUAUCAGCGCAAAGCGCAACAGGAAGCAGACGCCCGCAAGAGAGAUGAGGAAAUGAAAGCGCGGGGUAUGGCCCAUGAAACGGAUGAUGAUGUGUUGUUCUCGUACGACCCCGAAAACGAUGGAGAAGAGCAGCCGAAGGCCGUCAGUUUUGAGUAUGAUGAAUACGACGAAGGCGAGGACAAUGGGGACGAGCCGGAGCCCAAUGAAGCAACCUCACACAACAAACUACGUCUAGAUCUCUACACAUCACACCAGCGAAUCACAUCAUCAGACCACAAGCCCGUCACAACUAUAUUCACGCUAGACUAUGAUGCCGUGGUCCCAGACCUCAAGGCCACGGUGCACGCAGAGGUAGCACGAGAGUUAGAUCGUGCGGAAAAUGAGGGUCGCCCAGGCAUCGCAAUCGUUGUGGAUCAACACCAGCCCGGGACGGCGGCUCAAGGAGAUGGCCCGGACGGCGCGUUGCAUGUGGACUUUGGGGAAGUCCAAUUCCUGAAGAAGUACACUUCGACACUCACACUUGCGAAUACGAGCGGGGUCCCUGCCACGUUGUCAUUCGUUGAAAGUAUCCAAACCGACGAUGAUAAGCCAGAGCAUUCGGCACAAACUCAAUGGCUUACCACUUCGUUCCUGCACUCCGAGCCUGCCAACGACGACACGGAGUCCGUCGAUCUAGGAAACGAAGUUACUCUUGAGCCGGGCGAGACACUCAACGCAGUGCUCGAUUGUGUGGUGUCCGACGUCAAACACGCUCAGAUGCUCAACGAAGGACAGUCCACGCUGGAAGAGGUGCUCGUCCUCCGCAUCCAAGACGGCCGCGAUCACUUUAUCCCCGUGCACGCCUCAUGGGCACCCUCCUGCAUCGGGCGCUCGAUCGAAGAGCUCAUCCGCGUCCCCGAAGGCAAGGGAAUCCGCGCCUUCGCCACGUCCAUCUCGACCAAAACCGGCCGAAUCGGACCUAUCCCAUACGACUUGCCCGCCCACCGGCCGGCCCCCAAGGAGCUCUUUAUUCUGACCAGCGCCAUCGAAAACGCCACACAACGCGCCCUCGCUGACGCUCAGAUUCUAGACGACUGUGUCAUCCCGUCCGACCCGGGUUGGCCGUUUGACGAGGCUACGUGCCACGCCGCCGAUGUCGACACGCGUGCAUCACACGUCCUCGAUCUACUUGACGCACUCGACCGCGAUGAAACGACCUCCCCGAACCUGUCUGCAGCUUUACCCGCCGAAACAUCCUCCCUCGCUCGCCUGGAAGCACUCGCGCAGACACUACUGCUGUUCCUCCGAGGUCUGACCGACGGGAUCAUCUCGACGCACCUCUGGCAACGCAUCGAACAAGCCGCGACAUCCACCCCACCGUCUUUACCAACAUUAACCAACCCAAACGCUGCACUACCCGCCUUAGACGACGAGGACAACCACCACAGCAACAGUAUCUCCCUCGACUCGGACCGAUCCACAAUUCACGAGAUCGUCCAGUCCACCUCGCCGCAUCACAACAUCUGCUUUGUGUUUCUCACUGCCAUGCUCGCGCGGGUCGUGACUGAUCUCGCCCCGAUGUCGAACGCAGAAUGGGAUGCGCUCCAGGCCGCGGCGCGAGCUGUACCAGGGUCGGCUACGAUACCGACGGGCGUGAAAGGCAUUGGCGGGGUCCUGGGGGGUGUAGGCAGGAAGUCGUUGAGUUUUGUGAAACGGGGUACUGCUUCUUCUAUCCUCUCGUCAGGCACUGCCGGCGAUGUCGGCAGUGGGGUCAGCGUGGUGGAUGCGUUUACGUCGUUGGAGAAGAGGAGAGUGAGAGAGAGGAAGGUGGCGGAGGUUUUUGGGCCGGUGGUUUGUCGCGGGUUAGAGGAGGUGCAGGGGACGAGGGAGAGGAAGGUUGCGGAGGGACGGAGGAGGUUGGUUUUGGAGUUAUUUGUGAGGCGGAGAGGGGCUGAUCGGACGGGGCGCUGA